Drepanopeziza brunnea f. sp. 'multigermtubi' MB_m1 is the source of this 909-nucleotide messenger RNA. NCBI's taxonomy places the organism in Eukaryota, Fungi, Ascomycota, Leotiomycetes, Helotiales, Drepanopezizaceae. The record is from RefSeq and is a predicted model, not a curated record.
AUGAAAGAGCUAGUCACUGCCAAGACUUUCGCGCACACAAAUCUGCUUCGCGAAAUCUUCUUUCCUCUUCCACUUCCCAUCGACAACCACACGACAAAUCGCACCACCACAGCGAUCCGACAAGAUGCCGGAAAGAAGGCUGCUCCAGCCCCGUUCCCCCAGUCCAAGGCUGGUGCAGGUUCGAAGAAGGCCCCCAAGAACCCGCUCAUUGAGAAGCGCACCCGUAACUACGGUAUCGGUCAAGACAUCCAACCUCGCAGAAACCUUUCGCGCAUGGUGAAAUGGCCCGAGUAUGUCCGUCUUCAACGCCAACGCAAGAUUCUCAACCUCCGCCUGAAGGUCCCGCCCGCGAUCGCCCAGUUCCAGAACGUCCUCGACCGCAACACCGCUGGCAAGGCCUUCACCCUCCUCAACAAGUACCGCCCCGAGAGCAAGACCGAGAAAAAGGAGCGCCUAGUCAAAGAGGCUACCGCCAUGAAGGAGGGCAAGAAGAAGGAAGACGUUAGCAAAAAGCCAUACGCCGUCAAGUAUGGUCUCAAUCACGUUGUCGGUCUGAUCGAGAACAAGAAGGCUUCCCUUGUCCUGAUCCCAAAUGAUGUCGACCCAAUUGAGUUGGUUAUCUUCCUCCCAGCACUCUGCCGCAAGAUGGGUGUCCCUUACGCCAUCAUCAAGGGCAAGGCUAGACUCGGCACGGUCGUCCACAAGAAGACUGCUGCCGUUCUCGCGUUGACCGAGGUCAGAUCCGAGGACAAGACCGAGCUUUCCAAGUUGGUCCAGGCCAUCAAGGAGGGCUACGCUGAGAAGUACGAGGAGGCCAAGAAACACUGGGGUGGAGGUAUCAUGGGUGCUAAGGCUGUUGCUCGUACCGAGAAGAAGCGCAAGGCCCUGGAGAGCGCUAUCAAGAUCUAA